AUGAUCUCGGUGAGGACUCUCUGCAGCCUGCUGCUCCUCAGUGUGUUCUGGGUGGACUUGUCCAUGGCUGGCUCCAGCUUCCUGAGCCCUGGCCAUCAGAAAGCCCAGCAGAGAAAGGAGUCCAAGCAGCCACCAACCAAACUACAGCCCCGAGCCCUGGAAGAUUGGCUCCGCCCAGAGGGCAGAGGGCAGGCAGCUGAGGAUGAGCUGGAGAUCCAGUUCAACGCCCCCUUUGAUGUUGGCAUCAAACUGUCUGGGACUCAGUACCAGCAGCACGGCCAGGCCCUGGAGAAGUUUCUUCAAGACAUCUUUGGGGAAGAGGAGAAAGAGGCCCCUGCUGACAAGUGAUACUGCAGAACUGGCUGAGGUGUGCUCGCCUGGCUAUCCCAGUGCUUCGGCGGCA
Fukomys damarensis (Damara mole-rat) is the source of this 403-nucleotide messenger RNA. RefSeq names its product ghrelin and obestatin prepropeptide (gene Ghrl). The coding region runs from base 1 to 348 and encodes 115 amino acids. The transcript has 4 exons. Gene Ontology annotation, cellular component: extracellular region. The record is from RefSeq and is a predicted model, not a curated record. Gene Ontology annotation, biological process: regulation of response to food; positive regulation of growth hormone secretion; negative regulation of inflammatory response. NCBI's taxonomy places the organism in Eukaryota, Metazoa, Chordata, Mammalia, Rodentia, Bathyergidae. Gene Ontology annotation, molecular function: growth hormone-releasing hormone activity; ghrelin receptor binding.